Molecule: messenger RNA, 522 nt
Organism: Toxotes jaculatrix (banded archerfish)
Lineage: Eukaryota; Metazoa; Chordata; Actinopteri; Toxotidae
Gene: lim2.1
Product: lens intrinsic membrane protein 2.1
Exons: 4
Coding region: 1-522 (173 amino acids)
Cellular component (GO): plasma membrane
Molecular function (GO): structural constituent of eye lens
Source: RefSeq, a predicted model, not a curated record
AUGUACAGCUUUAUGGGCGGAGGGUUGUUCUGUGCAGGCGUGGGGAACAUCCUCCUGAUUGUUUCCACAGCAACCGAUUACUGGAUGCAGUAUCGGCAGUCCAGCAACUACAUGCACCAGGGCCUGUGGCGCUACUGCAGUCCGGGGAAAUGCUUCCCACACAGCGACAGCAUGGCCCACUUAGACGCCACCCGUGCCCUCAUGAUCCUUUCUCUUUUGGCCUGUUUCAUCGGCAUCAUCAUCGGCAUCAUGGCCUUCAUCCAUUACUCCUCCUUCGACAGGUUCGACAAAACCUUUGCAGCAGGCAUAUUGUUUUUCAUCUCAUGCUUUUUUGUGUUUCUAGCGAUGGCAGUGUACACCGGUGUGACCAUUAACUACUACGGUAAACGCUACGGAAACUGGAGGUUCUCCUGGUCCUAUAUCAUUGGCUGGGUGUCAGUGGUGCUCACAUUCUUUUCAGGUGUGUUCUAUAUGUGUGCCUAUCGGAUGCAUGAAUGCCCCAGGAGCGCUACCUCUCAUUAA